This is a messenger RNA of Acanthoscelides obtectus, 1188 nucleotides long. NCBI's taxonomy places the organism in Eukaryota, Metazoa, Arthropoda, Insecta, Coleoptera, Chrysomelidae. The record is from the annotation of a GenBank genome assembly.
CCUUGUCAUAACAGAUCAUAAAUGGCCAGCAGCUUCGCGAGAUUUCGUGUAUCUUCGGAUAAGACCUUAAUAAUCACGGAAACAUGAAGUGGAACAGUGGAUGAAUGACCGUCGCCCGUGCUAUGUGCUUCACUUUGCGAUUGUGCCGAUACCGCUACAUAAGAAUUUUCAAUCAUACCCCACCCUACACUUUUAUUUUUAGUGGCUCCAUUCAUUUUCCAAGGUGACUUUUUUUGUAAUUUUAUUUAAUUUGAAUUACCUCAGGUAUAUUUUUAGUAUGUCGCACUGGGAAAAAGAGCAAGAGAGGUUAUUGAAGCUAUGGGAAGAAGUAGGAGCAGAAGACUCUGAAAAUGAGCAGCUAGAACAAGAAGCAGCAUCUGGAUCGCAAGCAGAAGAAAAUAAUAGUGAAAGGUCUACAAAUUCUGAUACAGAGCAAGAAAUAGAUGAGGAAGAUAUACUUCAUCUGUCCGAGGCUACAACGUGCACAUCAAAUGAUACAUACAUGGGAAAAGAUGGAGUUACAAAAUGGAGCAAAAUUUGUGGAAAUUUAGCUGUGAAGACAAGAGCUGAAAACACAAUUUCUCAUUUACCUGGAGUAAAAACAGAUUUCAAAAACAUCAAAGAGCCCUUGCAGAUUUGGAAAUGUUUUUUUACGGAACAAAUGCUCUCUGAUAUUGUAAAAUAUACCACUGACAAGCUAAAUGAAAAAGCAAAAAACCAUAGUCGCCCUGAUACUCAACAUCUCACAAAACAUACAACAUUGGAAGAACUUCAAGCAUUUUUGGACUUCUAUAUGUAGCUGGUGUUUUAAAGUCGGCAAGACAAAAUUUGGACGACCUAUGGUCUACUGAUGGUUUGGGAGUUGAUAUCAUCAGGUCAACAAUGUGUAAAAAAAGAUUUAGUUUGUUGCUACAGUGUUUACGGUUUGACAGAAGUGCACAAGACCAGAAAGGCGCCAGCUGGAUAAGCUUGCACCCAUCAGAGCAAUUUUUGACAGGUUUGUGGAAAACUCUCUCGCUGUAUAUACUUCCCAGUGAAUACGUACAGGUUGACGAAAAGCUUGAGCAUUUAGAGGCAGGUGUUCUUUUCGCCAGUUUAUCCCAAACAAACCGGCAAAAUAUGGAAUCAGAUCUUUGCAUUGGUAGAUGCCCGAACAUUCUACGUCUUGAAUCAAGAAGUUUAUGUUGG